UUGCAGGUGGUGACGGAUGCGAUCGGAGGAGCGGCGCUGCCGCUUCUCCCUUGCUCUUCCCUCCCCCCCCAUGGAGCAGCUCAGAUCCGUAUUCAUCUGGUCCCCCUCCUCUGCAGCAGCCGGCUUCUCGUCCUCCUCGACAGCUGUGGGGAAGGAGGAGGUUGAGGAUAGGGCGGUACGGGAAGCCUGGCAACAGCAGGAGGUGGAAGAAGAAGAGGAGGAGGAGGAGGAGGAACAGCAGCAGCAGCAGCAACCUACUGCUAACCUUUACUGGACGGCCGUCUUCGACUAUGAAGCGAGCGCCGAAGACGAACUCAGCCUGCGCAAGGGGGAUGUGGUGGAGGUGCUCUCCAAGGAUUCCAAGGUUUCUGGAGAUGAAGGAUGGUGGACCGGUAAAAUCAAUGACCAGGUUGGCAUCUUUCCCAGCAACUAUGUCACCAGUGGCCCAUGUUACAGCAAGUUACAAGAUAGAAGCACUGAUGUUUACCCACACGUCCUGGAAACAGACUUCAGUGAACUGCAGUUGGAGGAGAUUAUUGGCAUUGGUGGAUUUGGUAAAGUUUACAGAGGCAUCUGGAGGCUGGAGGAGGUCGCUGUUAAAGCAGCUCGGCAGGACCCGGAUGAGGACAUCAGCCAGACCAUUGAAAAUGUUAAGCAGGAAGCAAAACUGUUCGCAAUGUUGAAGCAUCCAAACAUCAUAGCCUUGCAAGGUGUUUGUCUGAAGGAGCCCAAUCUUUGCUUGAUAAUGGAGUUUGCCCGUGGGGGCUCUUUAAAUCGAGUGUUGUCCGGCAAGAAGAUCCCUCCUCAUAUACUUGUCAACUGGGCAGUUCAGAUUGCAAGGGGCAUGAAUUACUUACAUGAAGAAGCAAUUGUUUCUAUUAUCCAUCGUGAUCUCAAGUCCAGUAACAUUCUGAUCCGCGAGAAGCUGGAAAAUGAUGGGCUGAGUAACAAAACCCUGAAGAUCACGGACUUUGGCCUGGCACGUGAGUGCCACAAGACAACCAAAAUGAGUGCGGCAGGCACCUAUGCCUGGAUGGCUCCAGAGGUGAUCCGGUCUUCCAUGUUCUCCAAAGGAAGCGAUGUCUGGAGUUACGGAGUGUUGUUGUGGGAACUGCUGACAGGAGAAGUUCCAUUCAGAGGGAUCGAUGGGCUUGCUGUGGCUUAUGGAGUGGCUAUGAAUAAACUGGCCCUUCCCAUUCCCUCCACCUGUCCAGAGCUUUUCAGCAAACUCAUGGAAGAUUGCUGGAAUGCUGAUCCUCACUCUCGUCCAUUGUUUCCCGGCAUCUUGGAGAAGCUCACUGCCAUUGAGGAAUCUGGCUACUUUGAAAUGCCUCAGGAUUCAUUCCACUCGCUGCAGGAAGAAUGGAAGCUGGAGAUACAGGAAAUGUUUGAGGAACUUAGAGAAAAGGAGAAGGAACUGCGCAGCUGGGAGGAGGAGCUGUCUCGGGCAGCCUUGCAGCAGAAGAAUCAAGAGGAGCUUCUGCGGCGCCGCGAGCAGGAGCUGGCCGAGCGAGAGAUUGACAUUCUGGAGCGGGAACUCAACAUCAUCUUCCACCAGCUGCACCAGGAGAAACCCAAGGUGAAGAAACGGAAGGGCAACUUCAAAAAGAGCAGGCUCAAACUCAAGGAUGGCAACCGGAUCAGCCUUCCCUCUGAUUUCCAGCAUAAGAUCACCGUACAGGCUUCUCCCACUCUGGACAAGAGGAAGAGCCUGAUCAGCAGCAGCUUGAGUCCCCCUGCAAGCCCCACCAUCAUCCCACGACUCAGGGCAUUUCACCUAACACCAGGUGAAAGCAAUAAGACCUGGGGCCGCAGUUCAAUGUUUCAGCGAGAAGAGUGUGAUGAAGAUGAGAAAAAGGGGCAUAAAAAGAAAGGUUGGACAUGGGGCCCCAGCUCUUUGUACCAGAAGGACCUUGGUGGUGUGGAGGAGAGCCUUAAGCAUGUGGUCAAUGGAGGCAAAGAAUGGUCACCCAGUGCUCCCAGUCUGGGGAAAAAUCGGACUGCUGGUAUGGUUCCGGAGUUCACUAGCCUCAAUGAAAUAGAACAUGAAGAUGGGAAUGUGAUGAAGGAUUGUGACCCUAGGUUGCAGAAGUGUGCUUUUCCCAACCAGUCCUACCUCUCUUUACCUUUCUACUGUAAUGACGAAUGCGAGGCUGGUGUUAGUGACACCAAUGAGGAACCGACUCCAGUGAACUCUGCCACCAGCACCCCACAGCACACCCCCACUAACAGCUAUAAACGCAGCUCACAAAGGAAGAAGUGUGACCUGGUCCUCCUGGGUUGUGGUGCUGUCUUGGCAGCAGUGGCUUUGGGGUUUGAUUUGCUGGAGCUGGGAAAAUGCCACGUUUUACAAGAAGUUGUCGAACCUAAGGAAGAGAAGAAAAGGAAGGAAGGCAUCUUUCAGCGCACCACCCGACUGCGACGGAGCAUCAGCCCUCCGUCUCGGAAGAUCUUCAAGAAUGAAGAAUUUGUCAUUCCAUCCUCACUGACGCUGCUCUCACUGUCCUCCAUUUCCGAAUGCAACUCCACAAGGUCUUUGCUGCGUUCAGACAGUGAUGAGCUGGUGGUGUACGAGAUGCCCACGACGCCAAGUUCAAUGGACGACAGCUCUGUGUUUAUUACUCAUCAUCCUUUAGUAGACAUAACCAUUGAACGCUUCAAGCGGGACCCAAAACAAUCAUUGACCCCAACUCAUGUGACAAAAAACAACACCACGGCACACCGGGGUCACAGAAGGACUCCUUCUGAUGGGGCCAUUAAACAGAUUCCCCAGACUCUGAACUCCACACUGUCCACUGGUACCUCAGGCUCCAAUUGCCUUUUGAACUGCACUAGUAUAGGUAAAACCCCAAGCCCCAGCAAGGAUCCAACAGAAGUUCCUCGUCUGCCUGAUCCCAACCUAGUCUUUCCUCCCACUCCGAGGCGGAGAAACAUGAAGCAAGAUUUCACUCUGGAAAGGCCCAAGACACUGGAAUUUGUACCAAGGCCUCGUCCAUCUGCAAACCGCCAACGGUUAGAUCCAUGGUGGAUUGUUUCGCCCACUAAAACGCACAGCAACUCCCCAGUUAAUAGUUCUAGUACUGAAACACCAUCCAAUCUGGACUCCUGCCUCAGCAGCAGUGGCACUGUGGAGGAAAGACCAGGAGUCCCUAUCUUUCUGCCUUAUAGGCACGGACUUGCUGGCUGUGACCGGACAUUGCUAGAUACAGACAUGGAAGGCCAGAGUCGGGAUGGAACACUUCCUCUCUGCAGAGCAGAAAUGAGCUCACGCAAGAUGGUGAACAAUGAUCAGGAGCACAAUUUCUGGUCAUAA
Hypanus sabinus (Atlantic stingray) is the source of this 3313-nucleotide messenger RNA. It is a transcript of the gene map3k9, whose product is annotated as mitogen-activated protein kinase kinase kinase 9. Bases 17 to 3313 code for a protein of 1098 amino acids. NCBI's taxonomy places the organism in Eukaryota, Metazoa, Chordata, Chondrichthyes, Myliobatiformes, Dasyatidae. Gene Ontology annotation, biological process: protein phosphorylation. The record is from RefSeq and is a predicted model, not a curated record. The transcript has 12 exons. Gene Ontology annotation, molecular function: protein binding; ATP binding; JUN kinase kinase kinase activity.